Arctia plantaginis is the source of this 609-nucleotide messenger RNA. Lineage: Eukaryota; Metazoa; Arthropoda; Insecta; Lepidoptera; Erebidae. The record is from the annotation of a GenBank genome assembly.
AUGAAGAAAAGUAUGCACAGCAAAUCAGAUUAUAGACUGGCACUUUUAGAAUACUUAAAUACACCUAUAAGUGAGAAUUUACCCUCUCCGGCGGAAAUACUACAGUCCAGAAAGUUACGAAGUAUUCUUCCAGUAGUGAGGUGCUUACACCCGUCGUCAGGUCUUAUUAAACGUGAGUUGAUAAGAAGGCAACGGAUUUAUAAGCAAUAUUAUGAUAGAAAUGCAAAGAAAUUAGCUACUCUUUCUGUAGGUCAGCCUGUUAAAAUUAAAGACCAAAACAAUAAUAAGUGGAUAUCAGGAACAAUAACAAAACAGUUGAGAGAACGUAGCUACGAAAUAAAGUUAUCGUCUGGUAAUAUUAUAGUUAGGAAUAGACGUCACAUGAUUGCCGAUUCCUUACAGAAACAUCGCAAGACAAAUGUUAAUUCUUAUGACUCAUACGCAGACUACGAUGACGUCUGUCCUACUGAGACGCACACAACGUUGAACUCGGCUCCCGGCGUCGACACUUCUGUACCUUGUAAUAAUGGCAUUAAUGCAGAUUGUGAUAGAUAUUAUGUUACUCGUUUUGGCAGGACAGUCAGACCUCCGGAUAGAUGGGGAUACUAA